CUCUUUUUAAUCAUUUGACCACUGUAAAAAUGUUAAAUAAUUGUUUUAAUCGGCUUAUCAAUGUGUCGUAAAACAAACAAUGUUUCAAUAGAAACUAAUUUGAGUCACAUUUCUGUUAAAUCUCAUUGGCAUUUCAAGUUCUACUGUUUAGUUUUGUAAUGUUCAUUGCUUUUUGUUUUACAAUGUUCGUUGAAUUUUUGUGUUAUUUGGUGCUUGUUGAUUUCGUGAAUUAUGGUUACAGUGCUCCAAGUCAAAAUAAAAAUCAUCAAAUCCCUUCCAUUAAAGCGUUAGAUUUUAUGAAAAAAUAUGGUUACCUACAAAUGGAUGAUGGUCAUUCUGAGGCGUUAUAUACUGAAGGUGGUAUAUCAGAAAUAAUUAAAGUGAUGCAAAGAUUUGGAGGAAUAAACGAAACUGGUGUUUUUGAUGAAGCUACACAGAAGCUGAUCACUUUACCUCGCUGCGGAGUUCCUGAUAUAAUUAAAUCAAACCGAAAAAGAAGAUAUAUACUUGGCCCGGAAGGGUGGGAGAAGAGAAAUCUUAGUUACUUCCUAGCAAAUUGGUCGCCGAAUCUCGGAGAAGAAUUAGUCCAAAAAAAUAUUCAGAAAGCCCUUGAUGUUUGGGGUGGUUACGGAAGGCUUCAAUUUAAUCGAAAAUAUUCUCAGGACGCAGAUAUUAUAGUUGCAUUUGCUCAAGGAUAUCAUGGAGACAAUAAUCCGUUUGAUGGACCCGGUAGUAUACUUGCACACGCUUUCUUUCCUCACCAACAAGAUGAUCAAGGAGGCGAUAUCCAUUUUGAUGCAGAUGAAAAUUGGGUUGAUAAAUCGGUUGCAGGCGAUUUAUCAGAAGGAACAGAUUUUUAUACGGUGGCCCUUCACGAACUAGGUCAUUCCUUAGGUCUAGCACAUUCCCCAGUACAAAGUUCAAUCAUGUUUCCCUAUUAUCAAGAUCCUGAAUCAGGUGUUCAGUUGGGCUACGAUGAUAUUUUAGCGAUGUAUGAUAUGUAUAUACGAAGAAUUUUGAAAGAAGAUAAAGUAAAAGCUUUAAGCAAUAAUGACAGUGACGAAUACUCAACAGUUACUACGUCGUAUGAUGAAACUGAGUCUUCAUCAGAACAGUCGACAGUAGAAACUGAUCCGACUAGCUCGUCACCAACGGAAUAUUCUCCAUAUUCGACAAGUUCUGCGACCACAGUUACGGACAGCUAUACAGACAUUUCCACUAUUUAUUGGCAUGAACAAGAAGAUGCUACGGUUACAUAUUCAGGUGAUGAUGAAUCGGUUGAAGUACAUAAAAAGCACGAUCAAACCCAUGGAAUACCAAAAAACAAUGCACCGAGUUUUCCAGAUAUAUGUGACGGUCAUGUAGAUUCGAUAGCAACACUAAGAGAUGAAUUGUUCGUUUUUCGAGAUCAAUAUAUAUGGCGGUUCAAAGACAUGAGAAGAUUAUUAGAAGGAUAUCCAGUUAAAUUACAAGAUAUGUUUCCAACGCUGCCAAACCAUAUUAAAAAAAUCAAUGCUGCAUAUCAGCGACCAGAUGGAAUGAUAGUUCUAUUUACCGGAAACGUUUUCUGGGUACACGAUGGCGAAAAGUUUUUGGAAAGCAGUCCCGAACCUUUAACGCAUUAUGGUCUUCCGGAAUAUCUAACUGAAUUAGAUGCUGUUCAGACCUGGAGUUUAAAUAGAAAAACGUAUUUUUAUAAAAACGAUCGUUUUUGGAGAUAUAAUGAAACUUCUAAACAAAUGGACCCAGGAUACCCCUUACACAUGCAAAGAUGGAGAGGAGUGCCAACAUAUUUAGAUGCUGCAACAACAUGGAAAGAUGGAAUCACGUAUUUCUUUAGGGGUGGACUAUUCUGGAAAUUUGACAACAACUGGAUAAUGGUAACAGAAGAAUCUCCAAUGCCUACUCCGAUGAUAUGGUUUGGAUGUUCAGAAAAUGACAAUAAAAUCAUGGAAUGGUUUUCAUAAGAUCUUAAAUUUAAUUCAUUACGUAUUUAUAUUCGUAAUUAUUCUUUUGUCAUUUCGCCUCUCUAUAAAACUAAGGUAAUAAAAAAUUAAUAGAGCAAUAA
Psylliodes chrysocephalus is the source of this 2068-nucleotide messenger RNA. The record is from the annotation of a GenBank genome assembly. Lineage: Eukaryota; Metazoa; Arthropoda; Insecta; Coleoptera; Chrysomelidae.